UCGGCGCCACCAACAUGGUAUUCAAGCACUAUGUGGAAAUUGGCCGGGUGGCCUACAUUUCCUUUGGGCCACAUGCUGGCAAGCUGGUAGCUGUUGUGGAUGUUAUUGAUCAGAACAGGGCUUUGGUUGAUGGCCCAUGCAGUGGCGUGAGGAGGCAGGCCAUGCCAUUUAAAUGUAUGCAACUUACAGACUUUGUGCUCAAGUUCCCACACAGUGCUCAUCAGAAAUAUGUCCGGGCUGCUUGGGAGAAAGAAAAUAUCAAUACAAAAUGGAAAGCCACAAGAUGGGCCAAGAAGAUUGAAGCCAGAGAAAGGAAAGCUAAGAUGACAGAUUUUGACCUUUACAAAGUCAUGAAGGCCAAGAAAAUGAGAAACCGAAUUAUCAAGCAUGAAGUAAAGAUGCUCCAGGAGGCGUCCACCCAGAAGGGAUCUCCCAAGAAAGGGGCUGCCCAGAAGGCACUGGCUGCAGAGGUCUCCGCCAGGAAGGUCCCCUUGAAGAAGGCUGAGGGUCAGAAGGCCGCCCCUGGCCAAAAGGCUCAGAAGGGUCAGAAAACCUCCAGCCAGAAGGCCCCAGCCAAGAAGAGACCCACCCAGAAAACAGCGUAG
Molecule: messenger RNA, 605 nt
Organism: Vombatus ursinus (common wombat)
Lineage: Eukaryota; Metazoa; Chordata; Mammalia; Diprotodontia; Vombatidae
Product: 60S ribosomal protein L14-like
Exons: 1
Coding region: 15-605 (196 amino acids)
Biological process (GO): ribosomal large subunit biogenesis; translation
Cellular component (GO): cytosolic large ribosomal subunit; ribosome
Molecular function (GO): RNA binding; structural constituent of ribosome
Source: RefSeq, a predicted model, not a curated record